Molecule: messenger RNA, 1525 nt
Organism: Ananas comosus (pineapple)
Lineage: Eukaryota; Viridiplantae; Streptophyta; Magnoliopsida; Poales; Bromeliaceae
Product: autophagy-related protein 3
Exons: 10
Coding region: 138-1091 (317 amino acids)
Biological process (GO): nucleophagy; autophagosome assembly; autophagy of mitochondrion
Cellular component (GO): cytoplasmic ubiquitin ligase complex; cytosol
Molecular function (GO): Atg8-family ligase activity
Source: RefSeq, a predicted model, not a curated record
AGCGCAAGAGGUAUCCAAACAUAUUCCUUCGUUUUUGCUGCACACUUUUUCCCCUUCUCCUCCGCGCUAUCUCUCUCUCUCUCUCGAUCUAUUUAUUGAGAAGAAGAGGUGAGAGGUGAAUAGCGCGAAGGAGAACGAUGGUGUUGUCGCAGAAGAUUCACGAAGCCUUCAAAGGGACGGUGGAGCGCAUCACGGGCCCCCGCACGGUCUCCGCCUUCAAGGAGAAGGGCGUCCUCAGCGUCUCCGAGUUCGUCCUCGCGGGCGAUAACCUCGUCUCCAAAUGCCCUACCUGGUCUUGGGAGGCGGGCGAUCCCAGCAAGAGGAAGUCGUAUCUCCCCGCCGAUAAGCAGUAUCUGAUAACGAGGAACGUGCCUUGUCUGAGGCGGGCGAUCUCGGUGGAGGAAGAAUACGAGGCCGGAGGAGGCGAAUAUCUGCUCGACGGUGCUGAUGAUGAUGAUAAUGAAGGAUGGCUCGCGACACAUGGGAAGCCGAAAGAAGCUAAAGGCGAUGAGGAGGAGAAUUUGCCCUCCAUUGAUACACUGGAGAUAAGCAAAGGGAAGGUUGUUCAGUCCAUUCCUUCGUACUUUGGCGGCGAGGAGGAAGAAGAAAUACCUGACAUGGCCGACUUUGAAAAUUCCGAAAAUCUUGUUGAGACUGAUCCUGCCACCCUCCAACCCUCAUAUUUUGUUGCACAUGAACCCGAGGAUGAUAACAUCCUCCGAACACGGACAUAUGAUGUUAGUAUUACGUAUGACAAAUAUUACCAAACUCCUCGUGUGUGGCUUACUGGAUAUGAUGAGUCGAGAAUGCCUCUACAACCAGAGCUUGUACUCGAAGAUGUCAGCCAAGACCAUGCCCGCAAAACUGUGACAAUUGAAGAUCAUCCUCACUUGCCAGGAAAGCAUGCAUCGGUUCAUCCGUGUCGACAUGGGGCCGUGAUGAAAAAGAUAAUAGAUGUUUUGAUGUCACGAGGAGUGGAACCAGAAGUUGACAAGUAUCUUUUCUUGUUCUUAAAAUUCAUGGCUUCAGUUAUACCAACUAUUGAGUACGACUACACCAUGGACUUUGAUCUUGGUAGUACAAGUACCUGAUAAAAGCAGGUCGAAUUUGGGGCGGGCAGCUAUGGAUCUGGACGUUCUUUAAGAGUUUUAACUAUCUUCUUGUUAAGCCUCUGUACAUACUGUAUAGUCAUCAAUGCCUGAUUAAGCAGUUAAAUGUUGGUUGCGAAGUAGCUUCGUGUUGACUGUUUUUAGGGAUGGGAUAGAGUUUAUGUUUAUGGACAUGAAACAUUAAACUUCUCUAGUUCUAAAAUUCGAUUGAAUGCUCUUGGCUGACAUUGCAUCUGUCAAGUUGCAAGGAGUGCUAUAUCAUAUGACCAGCAUUCUCUCAUGCAAAGUGAAAACUGCUUCUGAUGUUUCUCAUUAAAUAUUAGUUUGUCAGCAAUUGUGUAAUAUUAUUUUGAAGGAAAAUGGGACUUAAAGGUCUGGGCAUAUGAUGGAUUAUCGAAACUCCAUAGUUUCUGGAA